GACAGUCUGCAUUCUUUGAGAAAUAUGAUUCCUCUCCUCACUUCGCAAGCGCGGUCCUUGAUUUGCACAAGUGAUGGCAUCUAAUUCGCACUCUUUCGUGAGCAGCACCUCUCAGGAGCCUAACAAUUAUUUCAUCGAGCCCACCCAAGGAUCUCCCUCGAGGACAGACCACAAAUCCACAAAUUCUAUCCUAUGGAGGCUAUAUCUUUCUCAUACUAUAUCAACCUGGAAUGCCCGGAUGUUUGAGUUUGGCGCUGUUAUCUUCCUCGCCGCGAUCUGGUACUGGGCCCAGGCAUAAAUACUAAGACAUGCUUUGGUAUUCCCCAAAACAAAGAAUUAUGCUAACGGUUUGACAGUAAGCAUAGUUCUCCUCUUUACGCUGCCCAAUAACUUUGAUGAGAUGCCACUUCAGUGGUGCUUCACGAAUGAAGAAGCCCCCUUCUUUGGAUUCCGUACUAAUAUCUCCUAUCUAGUUCCAGGCACUCUUUUCUACGCUUCAUGCUACUCUCUGUUCCGAUCCGCAGCAGCUGUGGUCUUUAGCACAUGGAUUGGGGGACUGGUUGACCGCACGCAACGGUUGACUACUGUACGCCACAGUAUCGCCUGGCAGAGGAUUCCUGUUGCGAUGUCAUGUCUACUGCUUGUUCUACUGCAGAGCAGCCAAAGCAAGCUUCUCACAUUAACAUGCUUUGCCGCUAGUGUGGGACUUGCAGGCAUAGAAAAACUAGCUUUCGUCGCAAACACGGUCUCUAUCGAACGAGAUUGGCUUAUCUUCAUUUCCGAUAGCCUCAACUUAGAAAGGCAAGACCUAAACAGCAGAAUGAGGAGAAUCGACCUCACGUGCAAGCUGUUCGCUCCUUUGAGUAUCUCGUUAGUCGAUGGAUACUCGACGCGGGUGGCUAUAUGGGUUGUGUUUGGGCAGAAUGCGAUCAGCGUCAUUUUCGAAUACUUUGCGAUUGCCCAGGUUUUCUCCGCAGUUCCCGGACUGGGAGAGGGGAAAGAGGUGGGUAAAGGGAAUGUCGUGGAGUAUUCAGAUACCGAAUCCUCCAUGGGAUUAGGAGAAGAACAAGCCAGUGUUCCGGCUACGGGACACUACCGAUGUUAUGACUACGUCCUGGAUUCUCUCCACCCAUGGAAAGAAUAUGUCCUCAAUCCGGCCUUCCUCGCUUCCUUCUCCCUGUCCCUUCUCUACCUCACCGUUCUCAGCUUUGCGUCACAGAUGACAACAUACCUCCUCACUCUCGGAUUUACGUCUAUUGAUAUUUCGAUCAUGCGGCUAGUUGCAGUCGUACUCGAACUUUCAGCUACCUGUGCCGCUCCGGCCCUUAUGAGGAAAAUCGGUGCCACUCGCUCGGGACUCUGGUUUGUGAACGAACAAUUCAUCUCCGUCAUUUUGGCUGUGGGUCUCUUCUCUUGUGUCAACUCUCAGACUAAGCUUGCUGGAGCGGUCUUAGCGGUUGGUGUUGCACUGAGUCGUAUUGGUCUAUGGGGCUUUGAUCUCAGUGUUCAGUAUCUAGUUCAAGAAGAUGCGCCGGAAGCCAGUCGAGGAUCUUUCUCCGCGAUCGAAGUCGCCCUACAGAAUGUUUUUGAGCUAGCGUCAUUCACACUGACUAUGAUUUUUCAUCGACCAGAGGAGUUUAAGAUCCCUAUUUUGGUUAGCACAGGGGCAGUAAGUGUUAGUGCAGCAUGUUUUGCAGGGUUUGUACGACAAAAAAGGGGCCAUCUGCUACAUGCAUCCAGAUGCUUCAAACGAGAGGGAAAACCGAAGUACCAUGUAUUGCCGACUAUUGAGGAAGAGUUAGAAGAGUUGACAAGCAAUGGAUGAGCGCAAUAAGGAGAACGACUUGAGUAGAUUGGCACUGACAUUGGAAUCGACAAUUGGAGGGUGGCGGCGUCUCUUCUUUCUUUUCCACGUCACUAAGG
Messenger RNA from Lindgomyces ingoldianus, 1923 nucleotides. RefSeq lists its product as uncharacterized. The transcript has a single exon. The record is from RefSeq and is a predicted model, not a curated record. Gene Ontology annotation, biological process: iron ion transmembrane transport. NCBI's taxonomy places the organism in Eukaryota, Fungi, Ascomycota, Dothideomycetes, Pleosporales, Lindgomycetaceae. Gene Ontology annotation, cellular component: membrane. Gene Ontology annotation, molecular function: iron ion transmembrane transporter activity. The coding region runs from base 401 to 1825 and encodes 474 amino acids.